AUGGCUGUCUUCCAAAUCCCAAGGAGGAGCCUUCGCUUUCUCUCUUCCCCCCACGCUCACAAUUGCUAUUACUGCUUAUGCUUCUCCACCGCCACCAGAACCGCUUGGUACAACCAACCACCAACACCUCACAAUGAAGACCCAAAGCUCUCUGCCAUCUCCGACGCCAUUAAAACCACCACCCAAAACUCUCAGCCUCUGGACUCCUCUCUCAGAAAGCUCCUCCCUUCCCUCACAGCCCGUGACGUUAUCAACCUCAUCAACCUCAACCCCUACUCUCUCUCCCCUCUCUCUCUCCUAUCCUUCUUCAAUUGGCUCUCUUCUCACCCCACGUUUCGCCACAACAUCCAAUCCUAUUGCACAAUGGCCCACUUCCUCUGCGCUCACCAAAUGUAUCCCCAAGCUCAGUCCCUCCUACGAAUCGUCGUUUCUCGCAAGGGCAAGGAGACUGCAUCCUCCGUCUUCGCUUCCAUUCUCGAAACUAGAGGUACCCACCAGUCCAAUUAUGUAUUUGAUGCUUUGAUGAAUGCGUAUGUGGAUUGUGGUUUUGUUUCUGACGCAUGCCAGUGCUUUAGAUUGCUUAGGAAGCAUAAUUUUCGAAUCCCAUUUCAUGCUUGCGGCUGUUUGCUUGAUAAGAUGCUCAAGUUGAACUCGCCCGUUGUGGCUUGGGGAUUUUAUUUGGAGAUUUUGGAUUCUGGGUUUCCACCAAAAGUGUAUAAUUUCAAUGUUUUGAUGCACAAAUUGUGUAAAGAAGGUGAAAUUAGAGAAGCCCAGUUGGUGUUCGAUGAAAUUGGGAAACGGGGUUUGCUUCCGACCGUAGUUAGUUUCAAUACUUUGAUUAAUGGGUAUUGUAAGUCUAGGAAUCUGGAGGAGUGUUUUAGGUUGAAGAGAGAUAUGGAGGAAAGCAGAACACGUCCUGAUGUAUUUACUUACAGUGUUUUGAUCAAUGGGCUGUGCAAGGAGCUUAGGUUGGACGAUGCAAAUUUGUUGUUUGAUGAAAUGUGUGAGAGGGGUUUGGUUCCAAAUAAUGUCACAUAUACUACUUUGAUUGAUGGGCAGUGUAAGAAUGGAAGAAUUGAUUUGGCAAUGGAAGUGUAUCAGAAAAUGUUGGGGAUUGGUAUCAAACCAGAUUUAAUUACUUAUAAUACACUCAUAAAUGGCCUUUGCAAAGUUGGAGAUUUGAAAGAAGCGAGGAAGCUUGUUGAGGAGAUGAAUAUAGCAGGUUUGAAGCCUGACACGAUCACUUAUACUACGCUUAUUGAUGGAUGCUGCAAAGAAGGAGAUCUACAAUCGGCUCUAGAGAUAAGGAAGGGAAUGAUUAAACAAGGGAUUGAGCUUGACAAUGUAGCUUUCACAGCCCUUAUUUCGGGAUUGUGUAGGGAAGGAAAAACACUUGACGCUGAAAGAACGUUGAGGGAGAUGUUAAAUUUUGGCAUGAAACCUGAUGAUGCCACAUAUACGAUGAUCAUUGACGGGUUUUGCAAGAAAGGUGAUGUUAAGAUGGGUUUUAAGUUGCUCAAGGAGAUGCAGGGUGAUGGCUAUGUACCUAGUGUUGUAACCUAUAAUGCGCUUAUGAAUGGACUAUGCAAGCUAGGACAGAUGAAAAAUGCUAAUAUGCUUUUGGAUGCUAUGAUUAAUUUGGGGGUGGCUCCAGAUGACAUUACAUACAACAUUCUCUUAGAAGGGCAUUGCAAGCAUGGAAACCCCGAGGACUUUGAUAAGCUACGGAGUGGAAAAGGGCUUGUUCUUGAUUAUGCUUCUUACACUUCGCUAGUUAAUGAAUUCAAUAAAUCUUCGAAGGAUCGCCGAAAGAGAUGA
Molecule: messenger RNA, 1818 nt
Organism: Prunus armeniaca (apricot)
Lineage: Eukaryota; Viridiplantae; Streptophyta; Magnoliopsida; Rosales; Rosaceae
Source: the annotation of a GenBank genome assembly